Messenger RNA from Gigantopelta aegis, 1200 nucleotides. Its product is annotated as acylphosphatase-1-like. Lineage: Eukaryota; Metazoa; Mollusca; Gastropoda; Neomphalida; Peltospiridae. The coding region runs from base 48 to 377 and encodes 109 amino acids. Gene Ontology annotation, molecular function: acylphosphatase activity. The transcript has 4 exons. The record is from RefSeq and is a predicted model, not a curated record.
ACAUAAAGGGAAAUAACUACAAAUGUUGGUUACUCAUGUAAACAGUAAUGUCUUCGAGUAAAGCGCCAACGGCAACGUCAGUGGGACCAAAGUUAACUUUAGUUGACUAUGAAGUCUUUGGAACUGUCCAAGGUGUUUUCUUCAGAAAGUAUACGAAGAAAAUGGCAGACAAGCUCUAUCUGUCUGGAUGGGUGAAGAAUACAGAUAGGAAGACGGUUAUGGGACAACUUCAAGGACCAGAAGAGAAGAUCACUGUAAUGAAAAAUUGGCUCAAGACAGAGGGAAGUCCAAGAUCAAAAAUUAGAAGAUGUAUAUUUAAAAAUGAAUACAAGUUGGAUGCACCAUUGUUUCAUGAGUUUCGAAUCGUACUGAAGUAACUGCACUGAAGUAUAGAUAUAUCAUCAUCAUCAUUUUGAAAUGUGUUGUGUCCAUCAUAUAAUGACUAAAAAUUUAACAAAACUAUUUUCUUUGGAUGGAAUGAGAAUAUAUCGGAGAGUCUGCGUUGUGACAUGUUGUUUGAAGACAUUCUGUGAUAGUUUGUGUUUGUCUCCAUUAUUACCGGGAUGUACAUUGUCCACAGGUAUUAGUACAAUCCCCUCCCCACUCCCCGGUAUCCAGAAUUGGAACAGUGAUAUUGCCGUCCUCAUUUUUGUUUCAACUUAUUAUUUAUUAGACAUCGUUCUAAAAAAAAAGAAGAGGAAUUAUAUGGAUUUUUUUCAAGUUACACCAAUGAUCUAAAUUGUCAGUAUUUUACCGGAUUAAGACAAUCUGUGUACCAAUUUUCCAUGACCUAUUUCACAAUUUUCAUCAUCAUUGGUUUCACUGUAUAAAAUAGUGUCAUGUACGACAUUAUGACUCAAGUUUCUUAACAAACCGAUUUAAAUAUUAUUUAAAUAUUCAUAAUAUGUGCUAUUGUUUCUCAUGCUAUACAUAUUACAUGUAUGUUAAUGUUGUUUCUUUGUAUGUAUGUAUGUAUGUAUGUAUGUAUAAUAUCAUGUAUAGAUUAGAGAGGGCCUCAUGGGAGACCAGUCACCUUGUACUGAAUGUGUUUACCCUCUGAAAAUAAAGAAUUUUAUUAUUAUUAUGACGUGAUCACCUGGCAAGGCACAUGUCACUGGGUAGUAAUGUUGGCAAAUGACAAACCUGUAUUUAUUAUAUAAAACUGAUAAAUGUAUUGAGGUAAACAUUAAUAAUACGCAA